This is a messenger RNA of Camellia sinensis, 2038 nucleotides long. Its product is annotated as transcription factor bHLH14. Gene Ontology annotation, molecular function: protein dimerization activity; DNA-binding transcription factor activity; transcription cis-regulatory region binding. Gene Ontology annotation, cellular component: nucleus. The record is from RefSeq and is a predicted model, not a curated record. NCBI's taxonomy places the organism in Eukaryota, Viridiplantae, Streptophyta, Magnoliopsida, Ericales, Theaceae. Gene Ontology annotation, biological process: regulation of DNA-templated transcription.
AACCAACACUGAAUUUUUACUUAGAAAAAAUAAAAUAAAAGCAAAACAUAAAGUGGGGAUAUCACCAUUCACUUCACCCCCCAACACAAGACAAUAUCAUACCCCCUACACAAACCAAAACCACUACUUUUGCCAUGAUACUCUUAUAGAAUCUUUUGUUCUUCAUCUCACUCCUUCCACUCUCCAAAAACACUGUUUUCUCUUCGUCAUCAAAAUUCACCCCUUUCUCUCUGUCUCUCUCCAUAAACAUAAACACAAACCAUGGAUGAAUUAAUCAUAUCAUCAUCAUCAUCCUCUUCAGUUGUCUCAUCAUCCCAUGAAAGCCCACCAACCCUCCAACAAAGGCUUCAAUUCAUCGUCCAAAAUCAGCCAGAGUGGUGGUCUUAUUCCAUUUUCUGGCAAUCCUCAAACGACCACAAUGGCCGCCGCCUCUUCCUCAGCUGGGGAGACGGCCAUUUCCAAGGAACCAGAAGCAAUAACAAAGACAAAGUUACUAAUAAAAACUCCGUUGCCGAGCGAAGGAAAGAACUCAUGAGAGGCUUACAAGCUUCCAUGAUGAUCAAUGAAAAUGUCAACGAAACAACCAUCGACUGCAGUGAAGAUGAUGAUGUCACGGAUGCGGAAUGGUUCUAUGUCAUGUCUUUGACAAGGUCUUUCUCGGCCGGAGAUGGAGUUCCCGGGAAGGCUUUUAGUUCUGGGUCUCUGGUUUGGUUAACCGGUGGUCAUCAACUUCAGUUUUAUAACUGUGAGAGAGCUAAAGAAGCUCAGAUCCAUGGAAUUGUGACUCUGGUUUGUAUUCCCACUUCUUGUGGUGUUCUUGAAAUGGGUUCCAGCGAAAUGAUCAAAGAGAAUUGGGGUUUGGUGAACCAGGCCAAGUCUCUGUUUGGGUCAGAUCUCAUCAUCCCAAAGCAACCAAAUCAUUCAAUACAGUUUCUUGAUCGCAACAUUUCUUUCGCUGACAUCGGUUUAGUUACUGGAUUUCAACAAGAAGAGUACGAACGAGACAACAAAGGAGACACAAAAAAACGCUCUUAUGUAGAAUCAGAGCAUUCUCUUUCUGAUUCGGAUUGUCCUUUUGUUACUCCAAUCCUAGAGCCGCAGCCGCAGCAGAGAGCCCCCAAGAAGAGGGGGAGAAAGCCGGGAGUUGGUAGAGAAACGCCGCUGAACCACGUGGAGGCAGAGAGGCAGAGGCGGGAGAAGCUCAACCACCGGUUUUAUGCCCUCCGGGCAGUGGUUCCCAACGUGUCGAGGAUGGACAAGGCGUCUCUGCUGUCGGACGCCGUGUCUUACAUCAACGAGCUCAAAAACAAAGUGGAAGAUUUGAAAUCACAGCUUCAAAUUCAAGACUCUAAUAAUUGUACCAACAGUAAGAAGAUGAAGAUCGAAAUGGCGGACGCCACUGACAAUCAGAGCACCACCACCACUGCCACCAACACCAACACCACCACCACCACUUCGGUGGACCAAACAAGGGCUAAUAAUAAUAAUAAUAAUAACCCAUUUGGUGGGGUAGUGGCCCUAGGGGUUGAAGUUGAGGUGAAGAUUGUGGGGUCAGAUGCCUUGAUAAGGGUUCAAUCAGAGAAUACAAAUUAUCCAUCGGCAAGAUUAAUGGACGCGAUUCGUGAUCUGGAAUUGGAGGUCCACCAUGCUAACAUGUCUAGCGUUAAUGAUCUCAUGCUUCAAGAUGUGGUGAUUAGGGCUCCCAAUCAACAAGGGUUGACAAGUGAGGAUGGAAUUAAAGCUGCUCUGAUUAGGAGGUUGGGGGUAGGACAGACUUGUUAGGAAUACCAAUAAUAGGAACAGGAAUUGUAAUAGUAAUAGUAAUUACCUCUUUGUGUAUAUAUUUAUAUAAAUGUGUGUGUGUGUGUGUGUGUAAUAGUAGUAGAGUAUGUUUGUAAUAAUUUUGAAUUUAGAUUCUUAGGUGUCAUGUUGGUGAGUACCAGUUGUGCUGUAUUGAGAACUUUUAUUUAUUUAUUUUGGGUAACGAAAGUUGCAAGCAAUGUCUAGGCUUUAUUUGGAGUGACAUUUGCACAUGCUA